This is a messenger RNA of Penicillium maclennaniae, 813 nucleotides long. RefSeq lists its product as uncharacterized. NCBI's taxonomy places the organism in Eukaryota, Fungi, Ascomycota, Eurotiomycetes, Eurotiales, Aspergillaceae. Bases 1 to 486 code for a protein of 161 amino acids. The record is from RefSeq and is a predicted model, not a curated record. The transcript has 3 exons.
AUGAGACUCACAGACGGCAAGGAUGAUCAUACCAGCUCAGAUGAAAAAGCCACGUUUGCUGGUGUUGUAGCGGAAGGACUCGACGACAGUUACAUUAGAUAUCAUUUGAGAGGACAGAUAAUUGGCGACAAAGACGACAUCACCGAUAUCUGGAAACCCCUGAAGGUAUACAGAAUAUGCACGACACUACUGAUCCCUGAACCCACGAGCAUUCAGAACAUAUGGACUGGAAGGAUCAUGUACAGUGUCGGCAUCCCGAACUAUACCAUCGAACUUGGCAAUGUCCUUCCCAUCCAAUUCCAAUUCACUCCUCUUAUGAAAGAGCUACAUCUCGCUCUCAUUAAAAUAUCGCUUGUUGAGACUCAUACGAACAAGAAAGACACCAUCCAGACCGCCUGCAGCAAGCGAUCUCGCACGGUGCUCAAAGAUCAAUUCACACCGCCAGCUUGGCGUGAAAUGGAAAUUUCAUCGGAUGAUGCAAACUGAAGAUCCCGUUCUCACUUCAACCAGAUCCGAGUAUCCAUCCCGAUAUACUUGUAUUUCGCCCCGACCCGGUUCGGCGAUUCUAUACUGGGAUCCGACGUCGAAGAUGUAGCCGAGGAGCCAUUCGUUCCGCUUCCUCUGUACGAUGACCAUGUCCAUGACCCGCAACCAGAGUCCAUAACUCCAGUCGACGAUAUAUCAGCUGUCCAUACGCCCCAGUUCCCGAAUGACACUGAACACGCAUCGUGGCCUCCGGAAUAUGUACUGUUUGAUGAUCGAUCCGAAAUUCCAAGGUAUUCUGAUGCCGUUGGGCUAGGCCAAUCGGGGUGA